Molecule: messenger RNA, 1993 nt
Organism: Toxoplasma gondii ME49
Lineage: Eukaryota; Apicomplexa; Conoidasida; Eucoccidiorida; Sarcocystidae
Exons: 1
Coding region: 1-1359 (452 amino acids)
Source: RefSeq, a predicted model, not a curated record
AUGCAUUCGAUAGUGUAUGUGGUGGUCUCCGUUCUGGCUGUUCUGGGCCGCGUAGACGGGCAGCCCCUGGGGUCCCGGAAGGCGAAGCCGGGUGCCGGAAGCGCGCCGGGACCUUCCGUGCUGCCUUCCAGCUUGCCACACAUCAUCAUGCAGAGUCCAACGAAGAACCCACGUAAACAACGAAAACACUCCAUGGCUUCCGGAGACGCUGGCGCAAAAACAGCAACAGUAGCAGAGGAAGCCGCAAAGGCGGUCGGCGUCAGAGGGGACACUCCUGGGGACCAGGCCUCGGCACGAGGUCCAGAUGAGAAGGAAAAGCGCGAGACUGCGGCACGGACGAAGCAAAACAAAAGCACAGCAACUGCGAACAAACCAGGGGAAACCAAGGACCCCUCCACUCCAUUAGCCGGGGCAGAGGGCAGGAAGCCUGAAUUCUCGAACGGACAAGAAAAUGUGGUUGACGAAAGCGACACACGAGGGUGGCGCGAUGGUUCACGCUCGCUGAUUGGCACGGAGAAUCCUGGGAAGGCGAAAACCAGGCGCCUGACUCGGCCGGCGUGCAGGCGACUGCGGUAUGCUAUUGGUCUCGCUAUAGGGACUGUUCUUGCCUUGUUGUCAUUCUACGGUUAUCGGCGCUAUCGUGAUGCUGAGAUACGUGCGGAGAGAAACAGGAAUGCUUCAGCGUAUUUCUAUCUUACUGGGCGAAGGAAUGCCGCUGUCAGUCUGGCUCAGCAGCUCCGACAUGAGAUGGACAGGGUUUCAGAAGCAAUCAGGUUCCACGAACACGAACAGGAAAGAUAUGAAAGGGCAAGAUUCGACGAGGACGCGAAGGCAGCGAUGGAGACGACGGCAGCCUUGGAGGAUGUACUUGAGUAUUUUACUGAAAAACGGAAGGAAGUGGAAACACUUUCCGUCCGGUUAGCUGCCGCAGCAGAUAUGGUGGGUGCAGAUAUCACCAGGCAAGACAUGAGGAGACUCACGCCGGAGCAACAGCUUCAGAUUGUGCGGCAAGGACGUUUCGAUGAAGCUCGAUCACUGUUGGAAUCGACCUCACGUGAAGCUAACCUUCUGAGAGAACUAUAUGUGCCUGGUAUAGUGGAAGCGGAAGAGGAGGUGGAGAGAGCAGAACCUGGCUCCGAGGAGCUAUUCAGACGACGGCGAGACCUCAGAGAAAAGAAGGAAACCCGGCUUGGCAGUGCAGUCGAUCACCACUUGGCUCGUGUAGUCCGAGAGAUACCAUUCAGCGUCGGCAUUCCUGAAGAACAGGCUGCUCAGCUACGUGCACCUCCCGGUAUAGAGCCGGUACCCGAGCAUGUUCUGGUAGCCAUGCAGGCAAUUGAAAGGGCACAGCGUACGUAGGAACAGAGGCGAAACACAGCCGCUCUCGCGUGCAUUCCUAAAGCUCUUCGGCAGCGUUUGGGACCCAUGGGAAGAGUUUCACAGAGGAAUUGUCAUUUUUCUUCGAUGCCACUCGCAGGUGGUCUACACGUGGUUUUCGUUGCUAACAGCCACGCGUCACAUGCGGGGAACGAAUAGGAGUUGUAUGAACGGAAACUGGGGAACGACAUGCCACGAAACAGAUUUGAGCUGCUAUGGUCGUGGGCAUUUGGAAGUAUUUUUAUCUCCGGCAGCAGCUGCAGAUCUCCUGACAGGCAGGCCACAAGCGUUGUGUACCCGUGGCCGCCUAAUGUGGUACAAAGUCAACACGUGUCUGCCGGCACAUUUCUCGCAAUUGAACAGCGACAUCUGCAGAGCAGUUGCGUUGUGAUGCGUUCAACCGCCGCACUCAGAAAAAAAAGAUCGAGCAUUUCCAAGUGGUGUGUCAAGUGGUGUGUGCGUUAUGUUCCCACCGUAGUGGGAGUUGUGCCUCGUGGACGGGAUUCAGCCGAGUCAUUCGAAGGCAAAAAAUCUCGCCAUUGUGUGCACGGUGGAUGCGCUGUGCGACAUGAACCCAACUGGCAACAUGAACAGGUGGAAAGUGAUGAGUGAGUUC